Ilyonectria robusta is the source of this 888-nucleotide messenger RNA. RefSeq lists its product as uncharacterized. The record is from RefSeq and is a predicted model, not a curated record. NCBI's taxonomy places the organism in Eukaryota, Fungi, Ascomycota, Sordariomycetes, Hypocreales, Nectriaceae. Gene Ontology annotation, biological process: tetrahydrofolate biosynthetic process; tetrahydrobiopterin biosynthetic process. Gene Ontology annotation, molecular function: zinc ion binding; GTP cyclohydrolase I activity; GTP binding. Gene Ontology annotation, cellular component: cytoplasm. The transcript has 4 exons. Bases 1 to 888 code for a protein of 295 amino acids.
AUGACCUGGCAAUAUGGUCAGACGGCCUUUUCAAUGUCACCGAGCGAGAUGUCCAAAAACGGCGUCAGUAAGAGGGCGUACGACAAUACCAGCACCUCUUCCCCGACUGGCGAUGAUUCAUCGUGGAAAAAGCGCAAGAGUUGCGCGAACUCUCUGGGCAAGGCAGCCGAAGAUGUCAGCUACGAAACGCGCAUCAAGAAGGCUGGGACACCUGGGAAUGGCGUCAUGACGAGGUCGCCUGGCCCGUUAAUUGACGUUAAUGGCAUUGGUCGACCUGACGCCGAAACCAGAGACUGUCAAGAAGAGAAUGAAGAACAGGAUGACGAGCGCCUGGAAAAGAUGCGAGGUGCUGUACGAACUCUGCUAGAGUGUAUCGGUGAGGAUGUCGAUCGUGAGGGACUGUUGGACACACCUUCAAGAUAUGCCAAGGCGCUGCUGUCUCUGACCAAAGGCUACCAAGUCAAUUUGGAGGACACAAUCAACAACGCACUCUUCAACGAGGGCCACAAUGAGAUAGUUAUUGUCAAAGAUAUUGACAUUUGGAGUCUCUGCGAGCAUCACCUUGUACCCUUUUCUGGAAAGAUGCACAUUGGAUACAUCCCACACAACACCGUCAUCGGCCUCUCUAAACUCCCUCGCAUCGCCGAGAUGUUCUCCCGUCGCCUGCAAAUUCAGGAGCGGCUCACCAAGGAGGUUGCCCGCACUGUUAUGGAUAUACUGAAGCCUCAGGGCGUUUUUGUCGUCAUGGAGGCCAGCCACUUGUGCAUGGUCAUUCGCGGCGUUCAAAAGACUAAUGCGAAAACCAUAACAAGUUGCGCGCUGGGAUGCUUCGAGCGCGAGAGCACGAUGCGAAAUGAGUUUCUGAAUCUUGUGGGUGCGAACCGAUAG